Vespa mandarinia (Asian giant hornet) is the source of this 848-nucleotide messenger RNA. RefSeq lists its product as uncharacterized. The record is from RefSeq and is a predicted model, not a curated record. Lineage: Eukaryota; Metazoa; Arthropoda; Insecta; Hymenoptera; Vespidae.
UUCGUUUUUCGUAAACCUCUCCGUUCGAUCAGCAAGUUAGAUCGUUAAGAAGGUAGAUCCGAGUAUAGAAUGUCAACUGCGAAGAGAAUUGUGCUGUUUUUUCUGUUAUUUUGGCAAUCUGAAAAUUCUUAUCAGCGAAUCGACGAUAUGAAGGAUGUGAUCGAUUUUCGAGGAGCAGCGAAGAUCAACGAUAUGACAAUCUCAUCGAGGGAAAAGAGAGCCCUGAUCUUUCCCGGUCCACAAAUACCCCCAACUCUUUUGUUGAUCUUUGGCCUAGGAACACCAUUGCAAUUAGAUAGUGAAAGCGUAAUCGUUGGAGUUUUUAUCAAAAUAAUAUAUGCACUGCCAAUAAAUAGUACAGAUUUUACUGAGCCUGGAGUUUAUUAUACCAGAAAUACCAGAAGCAGAUGGAGUAUUUAUAAAAUUCUUGAAAAGGCUGCAACCAUUUAUGGAUUUGGUGGAAAAGCCUGUUUGUUAAGAGCCAUUUGCGAGAUAGCUCACGUACCCUUUGAUGCACAUCACGGAUUAUUUGGUCAAUUGAUGCAACUAUUUUUUAAGCCGUCGAGUACCGAGGAGGAGUACGAUGAGUACGGGGAUCGAGAGUACAGGGCAGCCGAGCGGCUGGGCAAGCAGGUAGCGGGCGAAAACUGCCACGCCCUUUAUCCGGAAUGCCGCAGGAGUGUGCUCGACGUAUUUUCAACAGUGCAGUCCGCGUGAAUCUUUCACCUUUCUUUUCUUGAAUUGUUUUUUAAUAUAUAGGUAUAUAUCAAGUGACGAUGACGUCAAAAUUGUCAUUGUAGUUUUAUCUUUUUUAUCUUUCUUUUAUAUUUUUUUUUUCCUUUUUUCUU